AUGGAGACUAGGACAUUCAUACGCUUAGUAUCCCUAGCAGUAUUUCUUUGUCUUUGCAUCAUCGCCUUCUUCCCAGAAGAUGUGGAUGGUACAUAUGCAUUACGCAGAAGAGGGUAUGGGGUUAGACGAAAAUAUGGCUACAAGAUAAGAAGGAGUGGCUUUAACAAAAGAGGGGGAAUCAGAGGCCGGUUUCGUAAAUCAAGACGUGGAUACAGAAGGAUAAAAAGAAUAAGAUUUGUGAGAAGAAAAUACCCCAGAAGAAAGAUCAUCAGAAUUAAACAUAUCUUCAGACGUAGGAGACCUGUUGUGAUCCGCCACCCAGUAACCCGUCACUACCAUAAUCACAAACACUACCAUUACUACAGAUAUCGCCCACGAUACCUGCCGCCAUACUUACCGAUAGGGUGCGCUGGUCGAUGUGGUCGAAACGCUUAUUGUUACAGAGGUCAUAUGUGCGUUUGUAAACGUGGAUAUAAAGGCAAUCCGCUCAGAGGCUGUCGUCCAGGGGGCGGACCAUGUGGAAACAAAUGUGGAAAGUACGCCAUUUGCAAGUCUGGAAAAUGUCAGUGCAGGUCUGGCUACUUUGGGAACCCCUUAGUCGCCUGUUUCAAAGAAUAUAAGUGUAAACGAGGCUGUGGUGUAAACGCUGUUUGUGACAGAAGGAAAGGAAUAUGCAAGUGUAAACCAAAAUACAUAGGAAAUCCACACGUACGCUGCAUCGCAUUAUAUGGAUGUAAAGGUGGAUGUGGUCCCUAUGCAUUCUGUCAGAGUGGAAAAUUUUGUAAGUGCAAACCCGGAUAUGGCCCAAAUCCUGUGGUCGGAUGUAAACCAGUGCCUGGGUGUGUUCGAAAAUGUGGAUUGAAUGCCUACUGUGAUGCCCCAAACAGAAAGUGUGUUUGUAGAAGUGGAUAUGUGGGCAAUCCAUACCAGAGAUGUAGACAUAGAUACUCGAUUCCUUGCGGUGGUAAAUGUGGAAAGAACGCUUACUGCAGAAAAGGGGUGUGUGUCUGUAAAUCUAACUGUCAUGGCAACCCAUACACAAACUGUGUGAAGAAUAAAUAUUAA
Molecule: messenger RNA, 1065 nt
Organism: Saccostrea echinata
Lineage: Eukaryota; Metazoa; Mollusca; Bivalvia; Ostreida; Ostreidae
Product: tenascin-like
Exons: 9
Coding region: 1-1065 (354 amino acids)
Source: RefSeq, a predicted model, not a curated record